AUGUCUUCAAUGAUAAGGAGAUGCACAAACAUUUUUUCUUCUAAUUCUCAUUCGCAUUCUCUUCCUCUUCUCUAUUAUUCUUUUUUCUCCUUUUUUUUUUCAUUAUUCCUUACUUUCUUUUAUCCAUUCUUACAUUGUCUCUUCCUUUUUCGCUUUCUUUCUUUGCCCCUUUCUUUCUUCCUUUCUUUGACCCUUUCUUUCUUUCUUUCUUUGAUCCUUUCUCUCUUUCUUUCUUUCACUCUUCCUUUCUCUGUUUCUUUCUCUCUUUUUCGUUGUAUCUUUUCUUUCUCUCUCUGUUUCUUUAUCGUUUUCAUCCUCUCUUUCUCCUUUUCUUUCUCUCUCUCUCUCUCUCUUUCUUCCUUUCUGUCUUUUGAUUCUUUUUCGUUACAACUUUUUCUUUCUUUGUUUUUUUCUUUAUCGCUUUCUUUCUCUCUUUCGUUGUAUCGUUUUCUUUUUUGUUUCAUUACAACUUUCUUUCUCUCUUCCUUUGUCACUUUCUUUCGUUUUCUUUUUCUCUCUUUCUUUGUCUCUUUCUUUCUUUCUAUCUUUUUCUUUCUUUAUCUUUUUCUUUAUCGCUUUCUUUCUCUCUCGCUUUGUUGUUAUUGUUCAUUUCUCUCUUCCUUUCUUUCUCUCUUGCUUUCUUUCUUUCCCUUUACCUUUCUCAUUUUCUUGUUUUCUGUGUCUCUUUCCCUUUUCCUUUGUUUAUUUCUUUUUUUUCUUCCUUUCUCUCUUUCUCACUUCCUUUCUUUCUUUCUUUCUCUCUUCUUAUCUGACCAUCUCGCUUUCUAUCUUUUUUCUUUCUUCCUUUCCAAUUUAUCUCUUUUAUUGUUUUCUCUAUAUUUUUAUCUAUUUCCGUUUUCUUCCUCUUCACACAUUUCUUUCUUUCUUUCUUUUUUCUUUCUUUCUUUCUUUUUUCUUUCUCACUUUCUCUCUUUCUUUAUUUCUUUGUUUCUUUUUAUCUCAUUUUCUCACUUGCUUUCUUCUUUCUUUCUUCCUUUCCACUUUUAUUGUCUUCUCGACAUUUACAUCUAUUUCCAUUUUCUUCCUCUUCACACUUCUUCAUCUUCUUUGUUGACUUCUACAAUUCUCCAUCGUGUUCAUUUCCUAUUAUUUUUAUUAUUAUUUCUUAAUUUUCUUACUCUUUUCUCAUUCGUUUGCCCUUCAGAAUUCAUUUUGUCGAUUUUCUUUCAUAUUUUUCUUCACCUUUCUCUGCUAUUGAGUUUAUUUUUUUUUACAUCUAAACUCGUUUCUAUCUCUUUUUAUUAUUUCUUUUCAUUCAUUUUAUUUCGUGGUUCUGAUGAAACUUCUGAUCUCCUGACACUUUGCGCUUUAUCAAUCUCGCUACAACAAUAUCUAUCUAUCUAUCUAUCUAUCUAUCUAUCUAUCUAUCUAUCUAUCUAUUUCUCUUAUAUAUAUAUAUAUAUAUUCAAUCUCCAUCUAUCUCUCUGUCUGUUUCUCUCUCUCUCUCUCUUUCUCUGUGUGUGUGUGUCUGUCUCUAUCUAUCUAUCUGUCUAUCUAUCUAUCUAUCUAUCUAUCUAUCUAGUUCACUUUUCAUAUCUAUCUCUUCUUCAUGAUGUCACUUUUCCAUUCGCCCCAAUCUUAUUUCUACUUACUUUUCUUUCUCUUAUUCACUUUCACGUCGACAUUUUACCUUCUCCUCUUCCUUCUCUCUCUCUCUCACACACGCACUCUCUCUCUCUCUUUCUCUCUCUCUAUAUAUAUAUUUCAGCUUCUUUCUCUCUCCCUUUAUGCAAUACCUUUGCAUCUUGUCUAGUUGACCCUCUUUCUUUUUUAUUAGCUGAAUUUAAUACCCUCCCCUCCAACCUCUACACCCCCCUACCUCCUCCUUUUCCUUUUCCUUGUCCGUCUCCUCUUAUCCCCCUCCUCCUCCUCCUCCUCCUCCUCCUGCCCUCUUUCUGCCCUCUUUGCCUUUCUUUCUUUGGAUCAAACUAUUCGUCAUGUCCUGGUGGAACGUGCACUUGCGACUUGCUGUCGCCAUCGCGACCACCACCGCCACCGGUGCUGCCGCUGCCACCAACGCAUGCAACCGCUCUUCAUCCACCACUCUUACCAACGUCACAACGCCAACAAUGCCAACGCCACAACCCGCCGCCACCAACAACAACGCCGAAAAAAAAAAACCCGGCUACAGCUGCUGCUGCUACUGCUGCUGCUGCUGCUGCUGCUGCUACCACUUCUUUGAAUCUGACUGCUAGCAUAUCUCUCUAUGUAGCAAUCUGA
Messenger RNA from Acanthosepion pharaonis, 2241 nucleotides. The record is from the annotation of a GenBank genome assembly. Lineage: Eukaryota; Metazoa; Mollusca; Cephalopoda; Sepiida; Sepiidae.